CUCCACACAAAUAUUUCCCUAGUCAGCUCUGGGUUAGCGCUCACAUCACUUGUGGAUCCUGCAGAGACUCUUCACUGCCCAGUUCAACUCCGUGCAAUGAAGUCAGCAUAGCUUUCCUGUCAGCGCGGAGGGCAACCGGGCAAAUAGGAUAUAUAGGAAGCACUUACAUUAGUUGUGAGGAAACUCUGACAAAGAUGUCUUUAAAGGAAGGGGCCCACACAAAAUGGGGAGUUCUGAAACAGAAACUUGGGCCUCAAGACCCAGAACAGAUUGAGGGUAACAUGGAAAAUGCCGACCCAGAGCUAUGCAUCCGUCUCCUGCAAAUCCCUUCUGUCGUCAACUACUCUGGUCUUAAAAAGCGCCUUGAGAGCAGUGACGAUGAUUGGAUGGUGCAGUUCCUGGAACUUAGUGGACUGGAUCUUUUACUGGAGGCACUGGACAGACUUUCAGGGAGAGGUGUAGCCAGGAUUGCAGAUGCUCUCCUCCAACUUACCUGUAUCAACUGUGUCCGAACACUGAUGAAUUCACAUAGGGGCAUUGAAUACAUAGUCAACAAUGAAGGCUAUGUCAGAAAACUCUCUCAAGCUCUGGACACAUCCAAUGUGAUGGUAAAAAAACAAGUUUUUGAAUUGCUAGCCGCAUUAUGUAUCUACUCUCCAGAAGGUCAUGCCUUGUCUUUGGAUGCACUAGAGCAUUAUAAGGCUGUAAAGAAUCAACAGUACCGAUUCAGUGUCAUAAUGAAUGAAUUGUCCACAUCCGAUAAUGUUCCCUACAUGGUUACACUGCUAAGCGCCAUCAAUGCCAUUAUUUUUGGCACAGAAGAACUACGGAAGCGUGUACAACUCAGAAAUGAAUUCAUAGGCCUCCAGCUACUGGAUUUGUUAACCAAGCUAAGAGACUUGGAGGAUGAAGACCUGCUGAUCCAGGCUAUUGUGUUUGAGGAAGCAAAGUCAGAGGAUGAGGAAGAACUUCUCAAGAUUUAUGGAGGGAUUGAUAUGAACAACCAUCAGGAGGUGUUCUCCACAUUGUUUAAUAAAGUGAGCUGUUCACCAUUAUCAGUGCAGCUUCUAUCAGUCCUGCAGGGGCUCUUGCAUUUGGAUCAGUCUCACCCUUCCAGUCCUCUACUCUGGGAAGCCUUGGACAUUUUGGUCAACAGAGCUGUCUUGCUUGCAGAUGACUGCCAAAACAAUAACGUUGAAGAAGUCAUGGACAGACUCGUAACUUCAAAGAAACAUCCAAGUAAAGAAAAAAGAAAACCAGACAAAUGUACUAAUCAAGUGAAUAAAAGCAUUCAAACGGACAAACCCAAAGAUGAGUCCUGCGAAGAGAAAACUGUUAAAAAAGAUCCUGUGAGCUCUGGAAUCCCAGCAGACUCUCUUCAGUUAUCAGAUGCAUUACUGGCUCUUCCAGCUUGUGUUUCGCCACUACAUACCCCUUUAUCUGGAGACAUAACAUCCCCUUCCCAUUUCCCUUCUCCUCCUUCACCUGUAGUGUCUAAUGCUAUUGACAGAAUUAGUACAUCAUCCUCUCUACCCCCCCCUCUUCCUCCUCCAUUACCAGGUACUGAACUGUCUCUGCCACCACCCCCACCUCCUCCUCUUCCUGGUAUGGGUGGAAUAUCUCUGACUCCUCCACCUCCUCCCCCCCUGCCUGGCAUGGGGGGCAUGCUGCCUCCACCUCCUCCCCCCCUGCCUGGCAUGGGGGGCAUGCUGCCUCCACCUCCUCCCCCCCUGCCUGGCAUGGGGGGAAUGCUGCCUCCACCUCCACCCCCUCUGCCUGGAAUGGGGGGCAUGCUGCCUCCACCUCCACCCCCUCUGCCUGGAAUGGGUGGCAUGCCUCCACCUCCACCCCCUCUGCCUGGAAUGGGGGGCAUGCCUCCACCACCACCUCCUAUGUUUGGCAUGGGAACCUUCACAGAUGAAGUAGUGGUCGCUCGAGUGGAUUAUUCCUUAGGAUAUUUACCUAAAGCUUAUUUCAAGGUGAAUAAACCAACCUUGAAAAUGAAGAAACUUAAUUGGCAAAAACUUCCACCAAAUGUAAUCAACGAUACUCAUUCGAUGUGGGCAUCAGCAAGUUCCAGUAAUGACACACCAGAGCCCAACUACUCCAGUAUAGAACAACUGUUUUGCCUCCCACAGGCAGUUGCAAAGGAACCUGCUGCCCCAGUAAAGAAACCCCCAAAAGAGAUUUCCUUCUUAGACUCCAAGAAAAAUCUCAACUUGAACAUAUUUUUGAAACAAUUUAAAUGCCCCAAUGAGGAAGUAAUUCAGCUAAUUGAGAAAGGAGAUCGUUCCAGAUUUGACAUUGAGAUACUUAAACAGUUUCUCAAGCUGCUUCCAGAAAAACACGAGGUGGAAAACCUGAAAUCCUACCAGGAAGACAAAGCCAAAUUAUCAAAUGCUGACCAAUUUUAUCUACUUCUCUUGGGCAUUCCUUGCUAUCAGCUUCGAAUUGAGUGUAUGCUGAUUUGUGAAGAAGUAAACCUGAUGACUGAUGUGCUUCGUCCCAAAGCAAAAGUAGUUAGCAGUGCAUGUGAUGAUAUUAUAAGCAGCCACAGGCUUCCUCUCUUCUGCCAGCUAAUCCUGAAAGUCGGAAACUUUUUAAACUAUGGAAGUCACACUGGAAAUGCAAAUGGGUUCAAAAUCGGCACUUUAUUGAAACUGACGGAAACUAAAGCCAAUCAGAAUCGCAUUACCUUGUUGCACCAUAUUCUAGAGGAGAUUGAGCAAAAUCACACAGACCUUCUCCAACUUCCAAGUGACCUUGAAAAUGUAUCCACUGCAGCAGGCAUUAAUAUUGAGAAUAUGUACUCAGAAACAAGUGGAAAUUUAAAGAAAUUAAGAGAUCUGCAGAAUAAAAUUUCUACAGCAGCAACAGAUGUCAAGGAUCAGUACGAGAAAUCCAUUCAGGAGUGCAUGGACGCUUUGAAAGAAGUAGAAGAACAGCUGACAGAUAUUACUCAAAAAAAGGUGAAACUCGCUGAUUACUUAUGUGAAGAUUCAGCCAAGUUGUCCUUGGAAGAAACAUUCAGCACUAUGAAAGCUUUCAGGGACCUGUUUCUCAAAGCCAAGAAGGACAAUAAAGAUAGAAAAGAGCAGGCUGUUAAGGCUGAAAAAAGAAAAAAACAGCUGGCCGACGAAGAAGCCAAAAGACAAAAGGGCGAGAAUGGAAAAAUAAUUCGGAAGGGAGCUGCCAAGCUGGAAGAAGGCUGUAUCAUUGAUGCUUUGUUGGCUGACAUAAAGAAAGGGUUCCAGUUGCGCAAAACUGCUAAAACCAAGACGGAAGCUGACUCUUGUCCAAAACCCGUAAGCAGUGAGACAACUGGAACAGAUGGCACAGAUGUUAAACAUGUUGACCAUGUUGGAAUUCUACCACAAAUAAAACUAGAUUCCAGUUUAAACCUGGAUGGAACAGAACAACACAAAUCCAAGUCCAAAGACAAUUGUGGUGAAAACUUUGACAAUAAACCAGUCGUGAUUGCACCUAUUAAUCUAGACACAAGUGCCUGUUUAAUGAAUAUAUCUGAGCAAAAUGCAAAACUUCCAGUCUCUGCACUUCAAGAAGGUGCUAAUUUAAAGCAAAAUCCUGAUACAUUUGUUAAAGAGCAAAGUGCUAUCGUGACAACAGAGAGUUCUACCCAUAACAAUAUAGAUGGUAGCUCAGUGGAUAAAUGCACAUUAGGUCAAAGUCAAUGGCCUUCAGAGAUCAGUGAUGAAGUAGACUCAAAGUACCAUGAAAUGCCCAUGCAGGUGGAACACAAGGAAAGAGCUGUGGAGGGCAAAUGUUCCCUGCCAAAACCCAGUGUUUUGGGUACAGAAUCUUCAUCCAACCAGAAUAAUGCACUGAAUGAGGGAUCACAGCAGCAUCACAAUAAUACUGCUAAUGAAAGCUUACAGCAAGCUCAGAACAGUGCACUGAGUGAAGCAUCCCAGCAGUCUUGCUGUCAUACAGGAAUUAAGGGUUCACCACAGUUUCAGAGCAGUGCACUGAAUGCAGACUCCCAGCCCUCUCACACUAGUGUAGUCGGAUCAGCACAGGCUCAGAGAAACGAAUUGGAUGAUGUUGCACUACAGACUCGGGAUACUACAGUGACUGAAGGCUCACAAGUUGAGGAAGAUAAAUGUAAUGAUGAAGGUUAUCCAGAACAUAAAACCAUGGGUGAACACCCACUAAAUAGUUCAUCACAUUCCACCACACUGCAGCAGUCCUCUGAGGAUGGGCAAAAGGUUAAAAGAGGAUCUUCUAAACAUAAAAAGAAAAGGAGGAGUUCUAAACACGGAGAAGAGGAUGGAGUUGAUUCUCCCACUCAUAAAACAAGAGGUUGUGUGGUGCAGUAAGGUGUACGAACAAACAAGAUGGCCAAGAAAUGAACCAAGCAGAAGACACAUUGCCAACAGCUUUUGCCUAACUUGCUUUUCUAUAGCAACCUGCACAAUAAUUGAUGCCUGAUAUACGUCUGUUGUAGGACUCUACAUCGGGGUAUUUAUCACUACAUUAAAAAAAAAAAAAAUUCAACAUAAUAUAUAUAAAAAAUAUAUAUAUAUUGAUUUUGUAUCUGGUGAUAUGACAAGAAAAUUUGCCUGAAAGUUCACCUUUACAACCAUAUAGGAUAUAGAUAAAUUGAGCAAGAUGUGUAUGCAGCGUGUCUCAGGCACCCUAUCCAGCCUGCAAGCACUGUGUCUAUUCACUAUUCACUGGUCAGUAAAUUGAUACACUAAAUUAUCCCCAGGAGUGAACAUUUUGUAUAAAAAAUAAUACUCAGGUUGUUAUUUGGUGAUUGUUAGAGAGGAACUGCUUCCAUGAGCUUAUCCAGCCAGGCUUGUGCACACAGUAUGCUUCCCUGUUGGUUAAUGUUCUCCCUCUCAUAUUUGACAGCAUUUUGCAUAUAUAGUUGCAAAGUUUAUCUGCAGUUUAUUAAUGCAGUUUGUAUUUGAUGGUCCUCUACAGAGGAAAUCCAUCUUUAAAAUAGUAUGAUUUAGGUGAGCCUUUAUUUUUUGUUUUUUUAGUUUGUAUAUUUUGUAUUGAUGCCAUUAACAAGCAAAAAGAUUGACUAUGAGGGUUCUGUUAUUCUGUUGUUUUUUUUUCUUAGCUUACAUUUCAGGCCCUCUCCUAUUUAUCUUUUACUAUAAUUCCAAACAAUAUGGGCACUAGGAUAAUGAAA
This is a messenger RNA of Xenopus tropicalis (tropical clawed frog), 5161 nucleotides long. It is a transcript of the gene inf2, whose product is annotated as inverted formin, FH2 and WH2 domain containing. Gene Ontology annotation, cellular component: cytoskeleton. Gene Ontology annotation, molecular function: actin binding; small GTPase binding. NCBI's taxonomy places the organism in Eukaryota, Metazoa, Chordata, Amphibia, Anura, Pipidae. Bases 195 to 4337 code for a protein of 1380 amino acids. The transcript has 23 exons. Gene Ontology annotation, biological process: actin cytoskeleton organization. The record is from RefSeq and is a predicted model, not a curated record.